Molecule: messenger RNA, 3399 nt
Organism: Passer montanus (Eurasian tree sparrow)
Lineage: Eukaryota; Metazoa; Chordata; Aves; Passeriformes; Passeridae
Product: tyrosine-protein phosphatase non-receptor type 23-like
Exons: 11
Coding region: 445-3399 (984 amino acids)
Molecular function (GO): zinc ion binding
Source: RefSeq, a predicted model, not a curated record
GCUGGGGCGGAUCGGGAUCCCCUUUCCAAACGAUUUUCCUCCCUGAUUAUCCGGGUUUAAUCAGGCGAAUUCUCCCCGGCCCCGGGCUCCAGGGGGAGCGGGGGGCUCGGGUUCCAGGGGAAAAAAAACUCAAUCAAAAUGCGUUAAAAUCUAAAUUUAAAUUUUUUGAAAUCCAAGGAUAGGCGUGGGAGCUUCCAGCCCUUUUUGCGCGGAGCUGGGACCAUCAGAGCCCGCGGAAAUCCUUUGGCGAUCAGCGGAAAUUUGGGGAUUUUUCCCCAUUUCCACGAGGUGGGAGCGGGCGGAGCAGCCCCUGCUCCUCGCCGGGCUGCGCACCCCAGGAAUCCGGCUCGGACCCAGGUUUUGGACCCAACCAGGAGGAUUUUGCCCGCUCUCCAUCCUCAUCCUCGCGCGGGCAGGACGGGCGGCGGCGGCUCCGGGCGCUCCAUGGACGCGCUCGGGGACUCGGGGCGCUGCCCCAUCUGCCGGGAAUUCUUCCGCGACCCCGUGUCCAUCCACUGCGGCCACCACUUCUGCCGGCCGUGCAUCGAGCGCCGCUGGGAGUGGCCCACGGCCCGCUUCGCCUGCCCGCGCUGCCGGGACGCGGCGCCGGCGCGGAGCCUCCGCCCCAGCCCGGAGCUGGCGCGGCUGCUGGAGCUCGCCCGGCGGCUGAGCCGCGGGGAAGCGCUGGGAGACGCCGAGGAGGAGGAUGAGGAAGGGUGCCAGAAGCACCGGGAGCCGCUGGAGGCUUUCUGCGAGGAGGACGGGGCGCUGCUGUGCGCGAUCUGCCGCGAGUCGCGGGCGCACCGGGCGCACGCGGUGCUGCCGCUGCCCGAGGCCGUGCGGGAGCGCAAGGAGCAAAUCCAGGCCGGGCUGCGAGCCCUGAAGGACGGCAGGGACAAACUCCUGGAGCUCCGCGAGGCCGAGACGAGGAGGGGCUGCGAGUGUUUGGAGAGGACCGAGGCGGAGCGGCAGCGGAUCCUGGCGCAGUUCCAGGAGCUGCGCCUCUCCCUGGAGGAGCUCUGCCGGCACCUCCUGGCCCGCCUGGGGCGCCUGGAGAGCGGCGUGGGGCGGGCGCAGGAGGAGAGCCUGGCCGGGCUGAGCCGGGACAUCUCCCGGCUGGAGAGCCGCGCCCGGGAGCUGGAGGAGAGGUGCCAGCAGCCGGCCAGGACCUUCCUGCAGGACAUCGGCAGCGCCUUGCGCAGCCUCGCGGAGGAAAACGUCCAGGUGCCCCCGUCGCCUCUGCUGGAGAUGGAGGAGAAAAUUCGUCACUUCAGGGAGGAAAAUAUUCUCCUGGGGGAGACGCUGAGGGGCGUCCAAGACAUCCUGGCCUUCGAGCUGCCGGAGAAAACACGGCCCACCCCCAGCUGCUGGUGGCCCCCGACGGCAGCAGCGUCAGCUGGGAACGAGCCCGGAACCUUCCGGAGCCCGAGGCGGAGCCCGGCGCCGAGCCCUCGGUGCUGGGCCUCGAGGCCGUCACGGCCGGGCGGCGCUGCUGGGACGCGCGCGUGUCCCCCGAGGGGUCCUGGGCGCUGGGGGUGGCCAGGGAGCCCCCCGGGAGGGAGCUGUGGUCGGUGGGGCUGUGCCGGGGCCGCCUCUGGGCUCUGUCCCCCCGCGAGCGCGCCCCGCUUUCGGCCGGCCGCGCUCCCGGCGCGGUGCGGGUGGCGCUGGACUACGAGAGCGGCCGCGUGGCCUUCUUCGACGCCGAGCGCAGGAGCCUCAUCUUCGCCUUCGCCGCCGCCUCCUUCGGCGGGCAGGGGGUGCGGCCGUGGUUCCUGGUGUGGGGAGAGGGCUCCCGCAUCGCGCUGUGCCCCUGAGCUCCCCAAAUCCCAGAACCCCGAGUUUGCGUCGCCAUUCCCGGCGCCAUCCGCGCCUCUCCCCGCUCCCAGCCGCGCUGAGCGUCGCUGUCCCCCCAAAUCUGGCGGGUCCCGCCCCGUCCUGCACCACCCCAACCCCGUUCCUCUCCGCUCCCCCUGGAUGAAUCCUCCACACCACCGAGUCCCGCGGGCAGCCGAACCCCACCGGAAGCCGCGCGCCCCCCACUUCCGGCGUUGCCCGGCAACCGCCGCCGCUUCCCCUCACGCCGCGCCGCGGGGGCGUGGCCCGCGCCGGAAGGCGGAAGUGCCGCGGCGUUUCCCGUCUGUGGCGGAGCCGUCGCCGGGCGAGCGCGGCCGGGGGGAGGCCCGGGAGAGACGCGAGAGGCACCGGGGGAGCGCCGGGCGGGCGGCGAGAGGCUCCUGCGGCACUCGCGGCCUAGCGAGGCCUAGCCCGGCCCGGCCCGGCGCGGGGAGGCUCCGCCGGCGCCUGGCCGGGCCCGGCGCGGGGAGAAGAGGGAGGAGGAGGAGGAGGAAGGCCAUGGCGGCGCUGGGCGGCCCCGGGCCGCGGCCGGACCCGGUGGAGACGCUGCAGGAGGAGGCGAUCUGCGCCAUCUGCCUCGACUACUUCGCCGACCCCGUGUCCAUCGGCUGCGGGCACAACUUCUGCCGCGGCUGCAUCUCCCGCCUGUGGGCCCGCGGCGCCGCCCAGCCCGUCCCCGGAGCCUCCGCCCGCGGGCCCGAGCUGGACGAGGACGAGGAGGAGGAGGAGGAGGAGGAAGACGAGGACGAGCUGGAGGAGGACGAGCUGGACGUGGAGCAGGAGGAGGAGGAGGAGGAGGAAGGCGAGCUGCGAGGACGAGCCGCCGAGGAGGAGGAGGAGGAGGAGGAGGAAGAGGAGGAGGAAGAGCCCGCGGCGUGGGCGGGCGGCGCGGCGCAGGGCGGCCGGCUCUACUUCGACGACGAGGACGUGAUGGAGGAGGACGUGGAGGAGGAGGAAGAGGAGGAGGAGGAGGAGGAGGAAGGGCAGCGCGGCGUGUUCACGUGCCCGCAGUGCCGCAAGUCCUUCCUGCAGCGCUCCUUCCGCCCCAACCUGCAGCUGGCCAACAUGGUGCAGAUCAUCCGGCAGCUGCACCCGCGGCCCCCGCGCAGCCCCGGCACCCCCCCCGGCCCCCGCGGCGCGCCCGGGGGGCCCCCCGAGCUCUGCGAGCGGCACCAGGAGCCGCUGAAGCUCUUCUGCGAGGUGGACGAGGCCGCCAUCUGCGUGGUGUGCCGCGAGGCGCGCGCCCACCGCCACCACAGCGUGGUGCCGCUCGACGAGAACAAGCUGCAGAGCCACCUGGAGCCCCUGAGGAAGCAGCUGGAGGCGCUGCUGAAGCAGAAGUGCAGCGAGGAGGAGAAAAUCUCCGUGCUCAGGGAGCAGAUGCAGGCGGAGAUGCAGGAGCUGGAGGCGGAUUUCGAGGUGCUGCACCGCUUCCUGGCGGGGGAGCAGGUGCUGCUGCUGCGGCAGCUGCAGGAGCGGCACGAGGCGCUGCUGGCGCGGCAGCGCCGCAACCUCGGCGCCCUGGAGGAGCGGGAAAUGGGUUAG